AUGAGUGGUAGUCCCAACCGUUCAAGAUCGAAUUCGCCGAAUCCUGAACAUGUCUAUAGAAGGUCAACCGCUAAAAGGUCUCCAUCUAUUUUAGUGACUGAUGCCAGAAAUGACUCCAUAAGAGGUGUUCGGGCACCAUUUGCAGGCCACAACUACAAAAAGCAACAGCAGUUAUUGCAGAACUCAAAUGUAAACAAUUUAAACUUGCUUCAACAACAACAGCAGCUGCACCAUCAGCAGCAACAACAUCUAUUACAGCAACAACAACAGCAGCAAUUGGUACAACAACAGCAACAACAACAGCAACAGCAGUAUUUACUACAGAAGAGACUAUCUUCUCGUUCCAAUAAAUACACUGAUAUUUCGGUUGACAAGCUACUUAGUAAUUCUAGUGAUAUACCUUCUGGUCAAAGUAGAUUACCACCAUUAUUAUCUCGUCAAUCAAAGGGGCGGUUACUGUCAUCCUCUUCCAGAUCAUCAUUAAAUGCUUCGUCAUCAAGAAGUGAAGCUUCUCAUACGAACUCACUUCGUAAAAACAUCAGAAGUAUACCGAAGCUAUCUCAAUCCCUUCCAAGCAGAACUUCGAAGACUUCGCAAAAAUUAGUGUUGAUUCCAGAGCAACAACAGCAAAUUCAUUCAUAUAGACACGGAUCGACUUCUCCACCACCAAUGUCCAUACACCAACAACUGCAGCAACAGUACCCAAAUUCAUCGGCGAUUUCUACUCACCUUCAAGCGCAAAUCCAAAGGUCAAGAGCUGAGCUCAUGCCCAAAGAAGCGAGAGAACAUGAGUUCAAUAGAAUGACUGCAUAUUUCAUGUGUGACCAAUUCAAUCUCUCUGGGGUUUCCAACUUUGUCAAAGAAAAUCAUGAAGUCAAACCUCGUUUAUAUGACGAAGUAUUAUACGUCCCUUAUUCCUUGCCCUUAUUACCUGGUAACGACGGCUAUAGGAUCAAAUCUAACAACUCUGCGAAGUUGUUACCAAGAAAAAAGUUUAUUGAGAACAUGAUUACUAAAUCUGAACAGACUGACCAUUUAUAUGAGUAUUACUCUGGAGUGGAAACUCUUGAAGAUGCCAAUAACUAUUCUAUGGAUCCAGAGAAUGAAAACUUUGACAACAAUUCGCCAUUUGAUCCUUCCGAGCCUCAAUUUUUUGCUCCACCUCAACUUGAAAGAGGAAUGAGCGAGGAAAGUGUUUCAAGCAGUGGAACCAUUAAGAUUGGAGACCUGAAUUCGACAAAAGAUAAUGAACCAGCAGGAGGAAAGGACAGUAAUGGUACCGAUUCCAUAAAAAAUGGAGAAGACCAAAACAAAUAUAACAGCAUUAAUAAAGGUAAUAUGGAUAGCAAAAAUACCAAUAGGCAAAACAGUAAUGAAUCAGUGCAUUCUUCUCCAGAUGGGCAGGAUUCUACACAUUCUCAAGAAAGUGAGGCAGAGUCCCUAAGACGGACAAAGCCUGAAAAGGUUCCUCCUUCUACAGAGCUUUCAAAACAUCACGCUGAAAUGUUUGUGUUCGCCUAUGGAGUCGUUGUAUUCUGGAAUUUUUCCGAAAUCCAUGAAAAGAAUAUUUUAGCAGAUUUAGCAUUUGCUUCUGACGAGCCUAACCCAUUACUUGUAAAUCCAAUCCAUGAACAGGACAUUGAAACUGAAGAAUUUCACUUUGAAUAUGACAAUCAAAUCCACAGACCAAGAAUAUAUAAUGACAUGAUUACAUUAAGGUCUGGGGACCAUCUUAUUAAGUUAACUAUGUCGCAUGCUAUUGCUCAGCUGACCAAGUUGUGCCUUUUUGAAAGUAGAAUGGUCAACAUUCUUCUGCUGAUAUCUAAGCUACCAAAGAAAUUAGCACUAACAGGUCAACUUGGUUUGAAGAGGCAGCAAUUAUUGAAGAAAUCAGGUAAGCUAUUCAAAUUGAGAGUCGAUGUAAAUUUGUCCAGUUCUAUAUUAGAUACACCUGAUUUCUUUUGGUCGCUAGAACCAGCCUUACAUCCUUUGUACACUGCUGUUAGAGAAUACUUGGAAAUAGAUCAAAGAGUCCAAGUAUUAAAUGACAGAUGCAAGGUCUUUUUAGAGUUUCUGGAUAUUGUCACUGAUAGUAUGAAUGAGAAGAACACCAAUAGAAUUACUUGGAUGAUCAUUUUCAUUAUCUUCAUAAGUUUGACUGUUAGUGUGUUCGAAUUUAUAUUAGAUGUGUUCUAG
This is a messenger RNA of Dujonia railenensis, 2196 nucleotides long. The record is from the annotation of a GenBank genome assembly. NCBI's taxonomy places the organism in Eukaryota, Fungi, Ascomycota, Pichiomycetes, Serinales, Debaryomycetaceae.